Messenger RNA from Apus apus (common swift), 3320 nucleotides. RefSeq names its product BPI fold-containing family B member 4-like. Gene Ontology annotation, molecular function: lipid binding. The record is from RefSeq and is a predicted model, not a curated record. The transcript is spliced from 20 exons. The coding region runs from base 1840 to 3246 and encodes 468 amino acids. NCBI's taxonomy places the organism in Eukaryota, Metazoa, Chordata, Aves, Apodiformes, Apodidae.
CCUGAUUUUGUCCCCAGGGGAUGCACAAGGAUGAAUGGACAUUCAGGAGGCAUUAAAUCUCAGGGGACAGCACGGAUAGAAAGCUCAACAUACUCAAAGAUCCAGAUUGCUAUUUAUGAAGUGAUGAGCAGAGCAGCUUUCUGGGAGAGUGAGGAGGAAAAGAGAUGGAGGUUUGUGACAGUGGCUGUUGAGAUGGUGGUGAAGCUCCCCGGCAGCCCCAGGUGAAGGUUGGUGGUGGAGCAGUCACCCCAGGACCUGUCUCCCUGUGGAUGCUCAGGGGAGCUGGGAACAGAGGGGACAAGGGUGAGCAACACCACGAGGGGUGACAACCAACUGACACCCUGCUAAAAAAUGGGACACACAGAACUCCUGGUGGCAGCUGGCUUCCUUCUUUUUCAGGAGGAGUAUCUGGACUAUGUGCUACCCAAAUUAGGAAGCAAGGACAUGGAAAGCAAAUCCCACCUGCUCUCCAAAAUGCCCAAGGAAGUAAUCCCAUUGACAGGUUUUUUUUCAGGCACAGUUCUGCUUUAAGAGCUGCUUGUAUUUGUCUUCCACUUAAAUAGUUCCUUGUGCUGCCAUGAAAAAUGUCUGCUACUAAAGCAUUCAUUUUUGCAUCAAAUAGAAAACAUGAGCAUCCGCCCCGAUGAAAUUGGCUUAAUAAACCAGACCCUCAUUUAAGAACAAAGUCUGCUGUAAAGUAAUAGAUUUGGUGAUAAAUUACUCCUUUAAGUGGAUUUUCUUAGGGGUUUAAAUGGUUUGGUUUGGCUAUGCAGGACCAUGAAUUUAGUAGAUUGUGCCUGUUACAAAGGCAAAGCAGGCUGUAAGGUAUGACAGCUAUUCCCCUUCAUGGGUUUCAGAUUUAUGAAGGUAAAAUGUCCUAUUUACGAAGAUAAAAAGAGCUGAGGUUGAUGUAACCUAGAGAGGAGACUCCUCUGAGGCUGGAGGAAGAAAUAUGAAAAACUUCUUGUGAACACUUGCCUCUUCAUCACAGCACAAUGUCCCCUCUCCUACACCAUCCCACUCCCAUCUUUUUCCUUUGCCCUGCAGCUCUCUCUCCUCCCUCCAGAAAGAGCCCAUGGGAUGAAACCCUUCCAGGUGACUUCAAAGUUAGCACAUCUGGGUGCUGAGAAAGCAAGGAGAGGAGCAGUGUCACAGGGUGGUGGAAGCGAGGGUGAAUUUAUCAUUGAAGAUACCUGUGAGGAAUACUUUUGGUGUCUUUGCAUGGCCACUAUUCUUCUGAAGACUUCUUAGGCCUGCAAGGGGAAAACCAAACAAGUUUUCACAUAAGGAAUAUUUCUCAUUUUUUUUCCCAGAAAGGUGUGUUGAAACAGAAGCAUUUGGUCUCAUCUCAAGUUACUGCCUGUUGAGUCAACUGUUCUAGACUCAGCACAAGGUAAUGAACUGAAGCUGAGUUCUGCAGAGGCCCUUGGUUCCUGCUUCUCUCCAUUUUGUCAUGACUGAGCUUCAAGUGUCACGCUGGUGGUUUGAGGCUUCUGUCCUGAGACAGGAUCCAUCUACCAACCAACACUGGAGUGACUAUGGAAGCAAAAUAGCAUAUGGGUCUUUGAGCAUCAGGUGAUUCGUGGGAAGUGGCCAAGCUUGGCUGGUGUGGGGCAGGUGAAGGAGGAUGCCCUGCAGAAACCUGGACCAUGCCCGACCUGAAGAAGUCAAGGUGCAAGAUGUCCACCCAGCAGGACGCUCAGGGCAGCACUCCGGCCUCUGCAGGGAAAAAAGGGAGAACGACACAGAGACUCAACGACUCCUGGAAGGUCCCGAGUGGAGCCGAGAGCCCCUCCCAGCUGGGUGCAGCUCCUGCAGCAGGGGAGUCUUCUGCAGCUGAUGAUGUUGAAGCUCUUUGGAAUCAUCCUAUUCUGUGCCCUCCUCUCACCCUCCCAAGAAGUCCUGUCAGGGCUGUCCUGUGCUGUCAGCCCAGGGGCGAUGCAGAACGUGCUCUCCAAUGCCAUCCUUCAGAAAGGGCUCCUCCAGCAGCACCUCCAGGGCCUAGUGCUCCCAAACAUCAUGGGUGACGGGGGGCUGCUGACCUCUCCCACCAGCAUCACUGGCCUGCGCCUGGUGAAGGUGGGGGUGCCCAGGCUCUCGGUGGUGCUGCUGCCCAGCAUCGGGGUCCAGCUGACCAUUGCUGCCCACCUGGAGCUCAGCGGCAACUGCCUGGUUGGCCUUCUUUCAGAUCUAAUUGACAUCUUAGUGGAUGUGAACAUUACUGCAAACAUUAAAUGCACGAAUUUUGAGUCGGGCACAGUCCAGGUCGUCGUUGAAGACUGCCUGUGCAUUCUGGGUGCCAUAAAGAUCAAGCUCCUUUCUGGCCUACUCUCCCUCUCAGUAAAUGACAUAGUGCUUAACAAGCUGACAGCAACCCUGCCUGGUUUGCUGUGUCCAGUGGUCGAUAUUGUGGUCAACCUUGUGAACAUCCAGCUCCUGGGGACCCUCAACGCUGUGAUCCCGGUGGGUACAGCAGGAACCAUUCACUACCAGCUGGCCAGCCUGCCCUUCACCUCCGGCCUCUUCCUGGGCUUGGAUUUAGAUGGUGUGGUGAAGCAGGUGGGAGGCAGCAUCAUCCCCCAUGACUCGUCCCCCUCUGCUUUGCCUCCACUGCUGGACAAGCUGCUGGUCCUGGGGCUGCGCCAGAGCUUUCUCAACGCAGUCCUGUCCCUCCUGGUCCAGAUCCCACCCCAGACCUUCCCCUGCACGCCAGAAAUGUUCUCUGGAGCCAGCGUUCUGCAAGAAGCCAUCAGGACCCUCGUCCCUGCUGGGUGCUCUGCCUGCCAAGGGACCAGUCCUCUGAGCAUUAAGAUAUCAUUGUCCGGGAAACCACUCAUCCUCUUGGAAGACAACAAAGCCACUGUCGAGCUUUCAGUCAUGAUUCAGUUGUUCAUCAAGCGUUUAGAUGGGCCCAUCCUCAACCUCCUGCUGUUGAAGGCCGACCUCGGUCUGAGCGCCCACGUGUCCGUGGUUGCAGGCAGGCUGGUGCUGGGCUUGUCCCUGGGCAGAACUUCCCUCUCCUUGGAGUCUUCUGAGGUUGGCAUCAGCAAUAUCUCGACCUUGAAGCCCCACUGCAGAGGUCUGCUGGUGGAAAGGUUGCUGCCUCUCAUCAAUGGUGCUCUGAGCAUCGGGAUCCCUCUGCCAAACGUGCUGGACAUUCCCUUGCUAAAGGUGGAUGUUCAGAUAUUAGUGGUAAGUGUCUGGAGAGGCUGUUUCCUCCUGCAAGGCACCAGUGCAGGUGGCUAGGGCUGUAGCCGGACCCAGCCAGGGGUGGUUCCAUGGGCAGGAGCUGCAGGGUUUAAGCCUUGAAAGGCCAGAGA